Messenger RNA from Callithrix jacchus (white-tufted-ear marmoset), 734 nucleotides. Its product is annotated as rho GDP-dissociation inhibitor 1-like. NCBI's taxonomy places the organism in Eukaryota, Metazoa, Chordata, Mammalia, Primates, Cebidae. Gene Ontology annotation, biological process: Rho protein signal transduction. Gene Ontology annotation, cellular component: cytoplasm; cytosol; membrane. Gene Ontology annotation, molecular function: protein binding; Rho GDP-dissociation inhibitor activity. The record is from RefSeq and is a predicted model, not a curated record.
CCCUCCGGUGUCCCGACCCAGGUUAAGAGUGAGCAUGGCUGAGCAGGAGCCCACAGCUGAGCAGCUGGCCCAGAUUGCAGCAGAGAAUGAGGAGGAUAAGCACCCAGUCAACUACAAGCCCCCUGCCCAGAAGAGCAUCCAGGAGAUCCAGGAGCUGGACAAGGAUGAUAAGAGCCUGCAAAAGUACAAGGAGGCCUUGCUGGGCCGCGUGGCUGUGUCUGCAGACCCUAACGUCCUCAACAUCGUCGUGACUGGCCUGACCCUGGUGUGCAGCUUGGCCCCGGGACCCCUGGAGCUGGACCUGACAGGUGACCUGGAGAGCUUCAAGAAGCAGUCGUUUGUGCCGAAGGAGGGCGUGGAGUACCAGAUAAAAAUCUCUUUCCGGGUGAACAGAGAGAUCGUGUCUGGCAUGAAGUACAUCCAGCACACGUACAGGAAAGGCAUCAAGAUUGACAAGACUGACUACAUGGUGGGCAGCUAUGGGCCCCAGGCCGAGGAGUAUGAGUUCCUGACCCCCGUGGAGGAGGCGCCUAAGGGCAUGCUGGCCAAGGGCAGCUACAGCAUCAAGUCCCGCUUCACAGAGGACGACAAGACUGACUACCUGUCCUGGGAGUGGAACCUCACCAUCAAAAAGGAGUGGAAGGACUGAGUCCUGGCUGGAGGCGGACAGGGCAGACGGAUGGACGGACGGACGACGGACAGGUGGAUGUGUCCUCCAGCCCCUCCCCUCCCCA